Messenger RNA from Eruca vesicaria subsp. sativa (arugula), 831 nucleotides. The record is from the annotation of a GenBank genome assembly. Lineage: Eukaryota; Viridiplantae; Streptophyta; Magnoliopsida; Brassicales; Brassicaceae.
AUGGGUCAAAAUCUUGGAAGAGGAAUCUCCGGCCCGUCACCGUUCGAUUCAUUACCAGUUGAUUGCAUCUCAACCAUUAUCUCCUUCACGACUCCACGAGACGCAUGCGUUGCCGCUUCUGUUUCAAAAAUGUUUGAAUUGGCGGUUAAGUCCGAUAGCCUGUGGAAGAAGUUUCUUCCUUCCGAAUAUACAUCUCUGAUUCCAUUGUACUCUCGAAUUUUCUCAUCCAAGAAGGAGCUCUAUUUCACUCUCUGCAAUGAACCUCUUCUCAUCGAAGAUGGCAAAAAGAGCUUCUGGUUGGAGAAAGAGAGUGGGAAAAAAUGUAUCAUGUUAUCUUUGAAGGAAGCGUUGGUCCAUGGGGGAAGUAAUCCCCGAUGUUGGCAAUGGAUUUCAAUUCCUGAAUCUAGGUUUAACAAAAUACCAGAGCUACUCUAUAUAAAUUGGGUUACUAUUAGUGGUGAGAUGCAUACUCGUUACCUGUCUCCUAGAACUCAUUAUUCGGUUUACAUUGUGUUCAAGACAAAGAACGGAUGUCCUGGAUUGGGACAUGCACCGGUAAAUACUAGUGUUGGGUUGAUUGGACAAGAAGAUUCUCAUAACUAUAUAUACUUUGUUGGGCCUCUAAGUCCUGGUCCAUGGGUAGCGCCAGAACCGGGAGAAGUAACAAGACCAGAGGCGAGGGAAGAUGGGUGGAUGGAAUCUGAACUUGGUGAGUUCUACAAUGAUUCUUGUUGUGAUGAUAUUUCGUUCAGUCUUGAAAAAUUUAGCGAAUCUUCGAAAAGUGGUUUGAUCAUUCAAGGAAUCGAAUUCCGCCCUAGGAAGACCCAGUAA